ACAAUUUUUCCGUCUGACAGGACGGACGUGUUUUCUUUUGCUCCGGAAAAAAUAUUCCAAAACUAGGGAAAAACUCAUGCCGCAGCACUGAAAAUGCUUGAAAAUUGUGUUUAAGUGUUUGUUCUACACCAUCGCGUGGAAAUUUUGCAGGGAAAUGAAAUAAUUUUGACAAAAAAGGGAAAAUUGAGUAAAGGGAAAAACUAACCUCACUUUUGAACCUUCCCGGAAAGUAAACAGAAGAAAAUUUACAAAAAAUGGACAAUGAUAGCGAUACGGAGGAUAGAAAUGAGGUGGAUUUGACGGGAUUCCUCUUUGGGAAUAUUGAUUCAUCCGGAAGACUCGAGGAGGAUAUUUUUGACAGCGAAUCAAAAAGGCAACUUGCUUCGCUUGCCAGAUUGGGCUUGAAUUCCCUGCUGAGUGAGGUAAUUAGUCUCCCGAGCGAUAGAGAUAGUCGUCGGAGUUCACGGGAAGAUGAGAGUGGUGAUGAAUUUCGUCGUCCGGAAAGUGAUGAGGAUACAAAUGAGGAAGAUUUCACAACAAAAGCCGACACGGCAAUUGAUUAUUCGGACAUAAAUGAACUUGCAGAGGAUCUUCCGGUUGCAAUUGAGCCGGCAGCAGUGAAAGAAGCUCCGGAAGAUGAUUACGACAUUGAAGAUGCCAUUCCGGCGAAUAAAGUUUGUCUCGACGGAACUGUUCCCGCUGUGAAGGUUGAAGAUGUUAAUGCCACAGAGAAUGGGACUUCUGCGAGCAGUUCAGUUCUUUCGGCAGACGAUAAAGCCCUCAUGCCGCCUCCCAGCUUGCCCACAAAGACAGCAUCUGGUGGGGAGAGUGACGGGGAAGUUAGGGUUGAAGUGAAGGAGGAGAAAAUCGAAGGGAGCGUUGAGAAAAAACUCGACACUCCGCUUGCUGCGAUGCUCCCGUCGAAGUAUGCAAAUGUCGAUGUCCGGGAGAUCUUCCCGGACUUCCGUCCGGAUAAAGUUCUCCGCUUCUCACGGCUCUUUGGCCCGGGGAAGCCAUCGAGUUUACCACAAAUAUGGCGAAGUGUCCGGAAGAGGCGACGGAAGCGCAAACAUUCAAAGGAUGGCAUCAAGAGGGAAGGCUCUGACUCCACAUCGGACACAGAUGAACCGAAGAAGCAUCGCGGAUGGUCUCUCAACUUUGCACCGUCGCCCAGCAAGGAGGAACUCUGUUCGGAUGACGAAGAGAAGCUUUUGCGGGAGAUUACGGAUGCAAUCAAUGAGAAAUCCCCGGAAACAGGAGAAGCUGGUGAGAAUAAACCAAAAGUGGCUGAUUGGCGUUUUGGUCCAGCACAAGUUUGGUACGAUAUGCUGGAAGUUCCGGAAUCCGGAGAGGGCUUCAAUUACGGCUUCCGGACGAGAGAUGAAAAUCACCCAAAAGAGGAAGUUGUGAUAACCGGAGAUCCAAUUCCGGAUGAUGCCUACCUGAUGGUGUCACAGCUACACUGGGAAGAUGAUGUAGUUUGGGAUGGGAAUGACAUCAAACACAAAGUCAUGCAGAAGUUGAAUUCAAAGACAAAUGCUGCUGGAUGGCUCCCAUCGAGUGGCUCUCGCACAGCAGGGGCUUUCAGUCACACCGGGAAGGUUCUUCCGGUAACCACCCCAUUGUCUGGGAAUAAGCUGGGCAACUCCCAAAGUGGCAAAAUGUCUAAAUCUCAAAUGAUUUCCCUGAUGCUGCAGAAGCCCGAAGAAGCUGAUGAUACGUGGUACAGUAUCUUCCCCGUGGAGAAUGAGGAAUUGGUGUACAGCAAGUGGGAGGAUGAAGUGAUUUGGGAUGCGGAAUUUAUGGAUAAAGUCCCAAAGCCAAAAGUCCUCACACUCGAUCCAAAUGAUGAGAAUAUCAUUCUUGGGAUUCCGGAUGAUAUUGAUCCGUCCAAGGUGCAGAAGAAUACGGGUCCACCGCCAAAGGUGAAGAUCCCACAUCCGCAUGUGAAGAAAUCGAAGAUUCUCCUUGGAAAGGCGGGAGUGAUUAAUGUUCUGCAGGAGGAUACGCCACCGCCACCGCCAAAAUCACCCGAUCGUGAUCCCUACAACAUUUCCAAUGAUGUCUACUACAUGGCCAAGUCGUCGGAGACAACGCUGCGCCUCAAGGUGGGUGGUGGGAAUCUCAUACAGCACUCAACGCCCGUUGUGGAGCUCCGUGCGCCAUUUAUUCCCACCCACAUGGGGCCCAUGAAGUUGCGAAUGUUCCAUCGGCCACCGAUGAAGAAGUACUCCCACGGAACGUUGGCAGCUCCCAUUCCCCAUCCGGUUUUGCCGCUGCUGAAGAAUAUCCGGAAGAAGGCAAAGCAGAGGGAGUUGGAGAGGAUUGCCUCCGGAGGAGGAGAUGUCUUCUUCAUGCGCACACCGGAUGAUCUCACCGGACGCGAUGGUGAAAUAAUUCUUGUGGAAUUCUGCGAGGAGCAUCCACCGCUAAUGAAUCAAGUGGGGAUGUGCUCGAAGAUUAAGAACUACUACAAGAGGAAGGCAGCCAAGGAUUCGGGGCCGCCUGAAUUUAAAUACGGUGAAGUAGCGUACGCCCACACGAGUCCCUUCCUGGGCAUCCUGGCGCCAGGACACUGCAUCCAGGCGGUGGAGAAUAACAUGUACAGAGCCCCAAUUUAUGGGCACAACAUCUCCUCAACGGACUUCCUCCUCAUUCGCACGCGUAAUACGUAUUUUAUCCGUGAGAUUGACUCCCUCUUCACAGCUGGGCAGCAAUGCCCGCUGUACGAGGUCUUUGGCCCGAAUAGCAAGAGAGCAAAUAACUUUGUGCGAGACUUCCUGCAGGUCUUCAUCUACAGGCUGUUCUGGAAGAGCUCGGAUAAUCCACGGAGGAUACGAAUGGAUGACAUUAAGAAGGCUUUCCCGGCGCACAGUGAGAGUAGCAUCCGGAAGCGUUUGAAGCAGUGCGCGGAUUUCAAGAGAACUGGCAUGGAUAGCAAUUGGUGGGUGAUUAAGCCGGAAUUCCGUUUACCAAGUGAGGAGGAAAUACGCGCGAUGGUAUCUCCGGAACAGUGCUGUGCGUACUUCAGUAUGAUUGCAGCGGAGCAGAGGCUCAAGGAUGCUGGGUAUGGGGAGAAGUUUAUUUUUGCCCAACAGGAGGAUGAUGAUGAGGAGAUGCAGCUGAAGAUGGAUGAUGAAGUGAAGGUCGCUCCGUGGAAUACCACGAGAGCCUACAUCCAGGCUAUGCGUGGAAAGUGUCUCCUUCAGCUAACAGGACCAGCAGAUCCCACAGGGUGUGGUGAAGGAUUCUCCUAUGUGCGUGUUCCCAAUAAACCGACACAGACAAAGGAAGAGCAGGAGAGUCAGCCAAAGAGAACGGUAACAGGAACAGAUGCAGAUCUCCGGAGACUUUCCUUAAACAAUGCAAAGGCUCUCCUUAGGAAGUUUCAAGUUCCCGAGGAGGAGAUUAAGAAACUCUCCCGUUGGGAGGUGAUUGACGUCGUCCGGACGCUAUCAACAGAGAAAGCAAAAGCCGGUGAGGAGGGAAUGGAUAAAUUCUCACGUGGAAAUAGAUUCUCAAUUGCUGAGCAUCAGGAGCGCUACAAGGAGGAAUGUCAGAGGAUUUUUGAUUUGCAAAAUCGUGUUUUGGCCAGUGAGGAAGUCUUGUCGACGGAUGAGGGGGAAUCCACGGCAUCGGAGGAGUCAGAUUUGGAGGAAUUAGGGAAGAAUUUGGAGAAUAUGUUGGCAAAUAAGAAGACAUCGACGCAAUUGUCGUUGGAACGUGAAGAGCAGGAGCGUCAGGAGUUGCUGAAGAAGAUCAUGGAGGAGCGUGAGGGUGUCCCGAAGGGGGCUAAGGGGAAGAAGGAUGACGAUCAGGGGGCUAAUCUCAAUAAUCCCCAACCAGGGAGGAUUCUGAAGAUUACGCGAACAUUUAAGAAUGCCGAAGGGAAGGAAUUUACGCGUGUUGAAUUUGUCCGGAGGCAGCCGGUGAUUGAUGCGUACACAAAGAUUCGCACGACAAAGGAUGAGGCCUUCAUAAAGAGCUUCGCUACGUUAGAUGAGGCACAAAAGGAGGAGAUGAAGCGCGAAAAGAGGCGCAUUCAGGAGCAAUUGAGGCGUAUUAAGAGGAAUCAGGAGAAAGUUGGGAUGAUGGGGCAUGUUCAUUCAACUCCGGGGAAUCCCAUUAGUUUGGGUGAUCGGGGGAGUGCAAGUAGUCACAGUAGUGGCCCCACUCCUAGUCAUACGCCCACAAUGCCCUCGACGAGUAAGGAUAUCAGUCCACAGCGCAGGAAGACGAAGUUUAAAACGGAUCUCAAGCUAAAGUGUGGAGCCUGUGGGCAAGUUGGGCAUAUGCGGACGAAUAAGGCCUGCCCACUGUACACUGGCACCCCUGGGCCAACGCCAUCACUCACAGUGGCAUUGACGGAAGAGCAGGAAGAGGAGAUUGAGAAGGAACUCAAUGCAGACGAUGAGGAUCUCGUGAAUGUCGACGGGACGAAGGUGAAGCUGAGUGGGAAGCUCCUGAAGCGGCAUGAGGAUGUGAAGAGGCGAACACUUCUGCUGAAGGUUCCAAAGGAUGCAGUUGGCCGGCGGAGAAGACGUGCUGGAUUGGAUUUGCACUGUGACUACCUUCAGAGGCACAAUAAGACAGCAAAUCGUCGUCGAACGGAUCCCGUUGUUGUGCUGUCGUCAAUCCUCGAGCAAAUUCUCAAUGAUAUGCGAGAUUUGCCGGAUGUGCAGCCUUUUAUGUUCCCUGUGAAUGCAAAACUCGUCCCUGAUUACUACAGGAUUGUGCAGAGACCGAUGGAUUUGCAGACAAUCCGGGAGAAUUUGCGACAGAAGCGCUAUCAGAGUCGUGAGGAAUUCCUUGCGGAUGUUAAUCAAAUUGUUGAGAAUUCAACGGUGUACAACGGCCCAAAGAAUCUUCUGACCAUUGCAGCUCAGAGGAUGCUGCAGAAGUGUGUGGAUCGUCUGGCGGAGAAGGAGGAGCGGCUCAUGAGGCUGGAGAAGGCCAUCAACCCACUACUCGAUGAUGACGAUCAAGUAGCCCUUUCGUUUAUCUUUGAGAAACUCAUGACGAAUAAGCUGAAGGUGAUGCAGGAAGCCUGGCCAUUCCUCAAGCCGGUGAAUAAGAAGCAAGUUAAGGAUUACUACACCAUCAUCCGGAAGCCCAUGGAUCUGGAGACAAUCACGAAGAAGAUCACGGCACACAAGUACCAUUCAAGGGAGGAAUUCCUCCAAGAUGUGGAGCUGAUUGCAAAGAAUUGUGAGCAGUACAAUGGUAGCGAUUCGAACUUCACCAAGCAAGCUAAGCUCAUCCUGGAUUGCGCUAGGAGUGCUCUGGAUGAAUUUGGGGAUCACUGCUCGCAUCUUGAGAGGAAUAUCGCCCAAGUGCAGGAGAGGGCACGCAAUGAGGCAGAGCUGGACGCCUCGUGGGCGGAUGAUGAGCAAGAGACGCGUGGAAAUAGUUCAGGGGAGGAGUAUGUGGACAUUGAGGUGGGUGAUAGGCCAACUUCAGCGGCUUCCAAUGACCCUCAGUCGUCUCGAUCGCACGGUCCACCCAUUAUUCCGGCACUUCCGGAAAUUAAGCGUGGCCGUGGAAGACCCAGAAAAGCCCGAGAUGCCGUGGAAGAUGUUAAAUUGUGGGGCAUGAAACGAGGUCGUGGACGUCCCCGUAAAGACAGCCACGCUUCAAAUUUAAGUAGUACUCAAAAUACUUUUUUGGAAGAAGAUUUGCAAUUCUCCACGGAUGAUGAGGAAUUUGAGGAAGUUGGGAGUGACAAUGAUCAUGAGAGCGUUGUGGAGACUCUGGCACAGGGUGAGGGACUCAAUAGGAGUGGAUCAGCAAUUAGUGGUGGUGGAGGAGGAAGUUCAAUAGGAGUUCAUGGAGAUGAUGAUAGUCAACAAGCGGCUGAGGCAAUGGUACAACUGAGUGGAAUUGGCUUCUACACGGCAACUGGAGCUGGUGGGAAGGAAGCAAUUGCCGGUGCAGCUGCAUAUGACGAUGAAUCAAUGGAUUUGGAUCCAAAUUACGAUCCAUCGGACUUUUUGGGAAUGUCCUCAAGUACAUCCACGGCCCAACAGCGUACGUCGGUGGUUGUGCCGGAAUUGCAGCAAAUGGAAAUGCCACAAAUGCCACCAGCUGAAGAUCCUGUUCCGCUUCCGAACCCAAGUGUGGCUAUUCAGGAUGAUUUGGCCAUCUCUGACACGGAUGAGGAGGACAAUAAUCUCAUCUUGACGAUCACAAAGGAAGAACCAACUGUUGAGAAUGAGGGGGAAGCUGAAGGUGAUCUCUGGUUCUAA
Molecule: messenger RNA, 6245 nt
Organism: Lutzomyia longipalpis
Lineage: Eukaryota; Metazoa; Arthropoda; Insecta; Diptera; Psychodidae
Gene: Taf1
Product: transcription initiation factor TFIID subunit 1
Exons: 8
Coding region: 255-6245 (1996 amino acids)
Biological process (GO): RNA polymerase II preinitiation complex assembly; DNA-templated transcription initiation; transcription by RNA polymerase II
Cellular component (GO): transcription factor TFIID complex
Molecular function (GO): RNA polymerase II general transcription initiation factor activity; TBP-class protein binding; DNA binding
Source: RefSeq, a predicted model, not a curated record